Suillus plorans is the source of this 1072-nucleotide messenger RNA. RefSeq lists its product as uncharacterized. The transcript is spliced from 10 exons. Lineage: Eukaryota; Fungi; Basidiomycota; Agaricomycetes; Boletales; Suillaceae. The record is from RefSeq and is a predicted model, not a curated record. The coding region runs from base 1 to 828 and encodes 275 amino acids.
AUGACCCUAGUCUCGAAUGAUCCCAAUUGGUGGCCGUUGCUCUAUUUUUAUCGAUUUUACAGCUAUUUUAUAGCUGCAUCCUCUACGGUAGUCAUAUACGAUUGGGUUCUGACAUUUGGACAAGAGUUUGAACUGGUCCUGAGGCAACGCUGGUCCCGCACUAUUCUUGGCCUUACACAAUGGUGGAUGAUUUUCAUCGUAAAUGUCAUGCUAGGUCACAUCUUAAUUACUCGGUUACGUGCGAUGUACAAGCGAUCUAGAAAGAUUUCAAUCUUUCUUGUCGGAAUCUCCUUGGCUUGCAUAAUUGUAAGCGGAGUGAUCCUCGCAAUAUCAAGCAGUAAUGUUUCAGCAGAGGAGCUUGUUCUCUCUGGCACCUAUCAGUGCAUUCUGAGCGGAAAUAGUGGCUACCCACUAUCUGAGCCUUGGAUACUCGGCAUUGUAUGGGAGUUCCUCGUGCUAUGUCUUGCAGUCUGGAUUGCUAUAAAACACUUCCGUGAACUGCAACGACCAUCCCCAGGGAGGGACAGUUUCGCCAUGUUAAUAAAAACUCAUGUGUUUUACUUUGCAGCACAUGCUGCUGUUUCUUGCUUGGCUAUUGGCAGCCUUCUCUCUCCACAAAUAUCGGGAUCUUCUUCAAUUGGAACUGAGGUUUAUUCUGGCAUCGUUGAAAUUUCCAUGCUCGCGCAGAUGUUUGUUAUGGGGCCACGACUCCUCCUUAGCGUUCGAGAAUAUAACGCUAAUCUCGUGGCCGACUCUGAGACAGGAACCAACCUAACUUCGAUUAUUUUCCAAGAGGGCAUACUUGUGUCAACUGAUGAUGGUGUGUAGCACGGGAAACUAUCUAAGUGAUCCAAGUGACCCAUAAAAUACUUCGCGAAGUUGUUGUCAAUUUGUUGUAGUAUUGGUACAUCAUGAUUCAUUUGGCCACCCAUCCGGUAUUUUGAACUACACGAAAAUUUGAGGUGACACCACAAGACCCGACGGGGCCCUUGUGUUCAAUAUAUUUGCAAUAUCAUGAUGACAUGCAAGUCACGCCUUCAUAUUCUACUACCUGAAAAAAGAAGCCUUGGCU